AUGAUUAUUCACCCCAGAGAUAUCACUCUGAAUGUAGACAGUUGUGUCGGCUCUUGUACAGAUGAUAUCACCAGUACAAUAACCACCACCAUCACAAUUACCAGAUUCAAUAAAGCAUACACUGAAAAGGAUGCAAUAUCCGCUAUCACACCGAGCCCUACCGCUCCAGUUCUGGAUAUUGUGGUCGAAAAACGACAGUUCAAGUCCGGUUCUUCCCAAAUGAUUACGGAUAGCUACUCCAAAUCAAAAGGUACCAUGGAUGCCAGAACGAGUACUACUCUUGCCAUCGUCAUCCCGAUAUGUGUACUCUUGCUGGUGUCAGCGGUUCUAAUGCUGUUCUAUUACCUGAGAAGGAAACAAUCCGAAGAUUCCAUAAAUCCUCAAAUACUCAAAGAAAUCAGAGAGACAAAGCCCACCACCCUGUAUAUUAACAAACACCAAAGGACCGAUCCAGAUCAAAUUAGGUUCAAGGACAUUCCUGCAAAGAAGAUCGAGGCGGUAUCUGGAUUUCAAAAUUGGAGAAGACAAUCAAUUUUCAACGUCAAAGACUGGUUAGAUAAACGGAUGAGCAGAGAUGUGAGUAUCAGACAUGUUACGUCAUCGUCAAUCGAGGAAUCUUCCAGCACUUAUUCCGAAAAGGACCACAGAGAUUCAGACAGAGGCGAGACUCCCCGAGGUUCCUACUCUCAAUUCUACAACAAAGUAAUCAAUACCCCAGCCACCAACCUAAGAACGUUCAAGCUCCUCAACAAAUCGCCAGUACAUAGCGGGAUACACCGAUCACGUACCCCCGACUCGUGCAAUUUCCAUCCUUCAUUUAUCAAAAACAUCCUCCGGUCCUCGCGCGACUCUACAGAUCUACCCCAACCCACUGUUGUCAAGGAUAAGGACCUGCCUACGAUACCUCUACACCCAAGCGAUGCUAACAUCCAACGUCAAGUUAUUGAAGUCGACACAAGUUCGUCAUUGAUUUGCAAACCCCCAAUUGCCAAGAUCAAACACGCCGAGCAAAGCUCUACCAAGAAAGUCACCCCUCUAAGCCUCAAUGGACUGGAAAAGACUGUAAACGGCACCACGUCCAGUCUGAGGGCCAUCUACCAGGUGAUUGAAAACUACAAAGCGAAGCUCCCUGACGAAAUAUCCAUAGUCAAGGGCGAACUGCUCAUUUUGAACGGGGUGUUUGAAGAUGAUUGGUGUAAGGUUAACAAAGUAAACAGUAGGAUGGAAGGAAUGGUGCCCAGAUAUUGCAUAGCCAGGUUUACAUAA
Molecule: messenger RNA, 1266 nt
Organism: Komagataella phaffii GS115
Lineage: Eukaryota; Fungi; Ascomycota; Pichiomycetes; Pichiales; Pichiaceae
Exons: 1
Coding region: 1-1266 (421 amino acids)
Molecular function (GO): protein binding
Source: RefSeq, a predicted model, not a curated record